Messenger RNA from Stegastes partitus (bicolor damselfish), 1465 nucleotides. RefSeq names its product iroquois-class homeodomain protein IRX-5-like. The transcript is spliced from 4 exons. Gene Ontology annotation, cellular component: nucleus. NCBI's taxonomy places the organism in Eukaryota, Metazoa, Chordata, Actinopteri, Pomacentridae. Gene Ontology annotation, biological process: cell development; regulation of transcription by RNA polymerase II; neuron differentiation. Bases 1 to 1263 code for a protein of 420 amino acids. Gene Ontology annotation, molecular function: DNA-binding transcription factor activity, RNA polymerase II-specific; RNA polymerase II cis-regulatory region sequence-specific DNA binding. The record is from RefSeq and is a predicted model, not a curated record.
AUGGCUUAUCCUCAGGGUUUCCUCUUCCAGCCGUCCGUGUCUCUGGCUCUGCACUCCUGCCCGUCCUUCAGCUCCGGGGUCAUCCUGGGGCCGCGGACGGAGGAGCUCGGACGCUCCUCGUCGGGCUCCGCCUUCGCUCCGUACUCGGGAUCGGCGAGUUCUCCCGGAUUCAACUCGCACCUCCCGUACGGCGGAGAGCCCCGGGCCGCCGCCACGCUCAACUCCUUCGUGAGUCCAGGAUACGACCCGUCCUCUGGCAUCUCCGGAUCCUUGGACUACCACCCGUUCGGGGCCCUGGGGCCUUACCCCUACGGAGACCCCACCUACAGGAAGAACGCCACCCGGGACGCCACGGCAACGCUCAAGGCCUGGCUAAGCGAGCACCGCAAGAACCCGUACCCCACCAAAGGGGAGAAGAUCAUGCUGGCCAUCAUCACCAAGAUGACCCUGACGCAGGUGUCCACGUGGUUCGCCAACGCCAGGCGGCGGCUCAAGAAGGAGAACAAGAUGACCUGGACGCCCCGGAACCGGAGCGAGGACGAGGAGGAGGAGGACAACAUCGACCUGGAGCGGAACGAGGAGGACGAGGAGCCGAUGAAGCCCGGCGGAGACGAGACGACGGAGCCCAAGAGCGAAGCCGGUGUUUCUCAUGUUUCCGGCCGCCGGUCCUCGGACUCCUGCGGUUUGAUGUUCCGGGACGACAGCGGCAGCGACACCGACCGCGGCUUCACCGAUCCGGACUUUAAGGACUCCGGAGAUCGUAGGUUGGGCCUCCUCCCGGGCCCCACCUCCACGCCGGGGGCCCCUCCCCUCGGCGCCGCCCAGGGCCCGCUCAGAGCCUCAGAGUCGGACCUCACGUCUUCGUCUAAGGAGCCCUGCGGCACCACCCAGGGCCCGAACCUGACUCCCAAACCCAAACUGUGGUCUCUGGCCGAGAUCGCCACGUCCUCGGACAAAACUAAAGGAUGUAGUGAGUCGGCGCCGGGUGGCGGGUCGGGGCCCCAGCAGGGCCCGGCAUCCACGGCCCGGACCUCGUUCCCCCACAGCCCGGCGCUGCCCCGACACCUGUACUACAGCUCCCCCUUCCUGCCCGGAUACUCGGGCUACGGGCCCCUGGGACCUCUGGGCGGCUCCGGCCCACAUUUAAAUGGAUUACAGCAGACGGUGCUGCAGCGGGCCGAGGCGGCGGUCCGAGACUGCCGGCUGCGCAGCCAGAACCAGCUGGAGCUGCACGAGCUGAAGCGCGGCAUGACGAACGUGUAGCGACGCGGCACUUUUAUUUAUUCACGGGACCAACCGGAUCCUUCUGGAUAUCAAACUGGGCCUCGCCGGGGCCGCGGACCUUAUUUAGAACCACAGAUAUCCCACUGGAGACUGUUUUUCUAUGUUGAUAAGAUGUAAUCUUUGUAGUGCGUUUCUGCACAGACAUGAAGUAUCAUUAAAAGCUAGUUUUAUUAAUACGGAA